Messenger RNA from Phytophthora nicotianae INRA-310, 258 nucleotides. RefSeq lists its product as hypothetical. The record is from RefSeq and is a predicted model, not a curated record. Lineage: Eukaryota; Oomycota; Peronosporomycetes; Peronosporales; Peronosporaceae. The coding region runs from base 1 to 258 and encodes 85 amino acids. The transcript is spliced from 2 exons.
AUGCUGUUUAAGAGUGGCCGUAUCAACGCAGUGACCAAGUUCUUCUGCAGAAAAAUUUGGCAGCGGUGUAUCCGAGCGGUGGAGAACGAGGACGGAGAAGACGACGAGGUGGAGGAUAUCUGCGACUUUGACAUGCGUGAGCUGGACGAGGCCGACGAGGACGACGGGAUGGAGUUCCACGACUCGAAUGUUGGGCUAGACUUCAAGCUCCAAGGCCUCAACUUGCAGGACUACCAAGGUCUCGAUGAGCUUGAAUAA